AUGUCCAAGCUUCGCAUCAGAAAAGACAUCGACACUCUCAGUCACGAUGAGCUUGACACGCUCGUCAAGGCAUUUCAGCACAUCAUCAGCCUGAAGCCAGACGACAAGAAUUCUUAUUUCACCAUCGCCGGCUAUCAUGGCCUUCCUGCACCAAUGUACUGCCAGCAUCGGACUGUGCUGUUUCCAACGUGGCACCGUGCCUACCUCCUGCGACUCGAAAACGCUUUGCGCAGUGCUCCAGGAUGCAGCGAUCUCGCUCUUCCUUACUGGAACGAAACGUCGAGUCCGUCCGUGAAGAGAGGGUUGCCAGAUAUAUUCACUCGGAAGGACUACACCUUCAAAGAUGGAACAUCUGUCCCGAAUCCUUUGUUCUCCUAUAAGUUACAGGAAGAUGUACAUGAUCUGGACGACAAAGGAAAAGACCUAUCCGACGGAUACACGAAACUUAGAGGGUACGACACUGUGCGAUACCCCUACUCGGGACUCGUCAGCUCCGACUUCAGCUCCAAGACCUUGGAACACAAUGUCGAGGUGAACAAGCUGCCGCCUGGACAACCGACUGCGCUCUUAAACGGGAACGUCAUGCGCUGGCUGAAUAUGAAAACAUUUGAGAACUGGGAAGGUAAGACGAUUCCCGCAGGAAUCGCAGACGGCUUCAAGGAGUGCCUCAAUGCCCCAAACUACACUGUCUUCUCGAACACGGACUCGGCUCAAGACUGGAACACGACUGAGGUGAAGGGCGGUUUCGGGUCUGUCGUAGUGUCCCUCGAGGGGCCACAUAACUCCAUGCAUUUGGCCAUUGGCGGGUUUGACGUCCCCGAUCAAGGGAAUUUCAACGUUUAUCCGUUCGCCAACGGCGAUAUGGGCGAGAAUGACACUGCGGCAUUCGACCCGGUCUUCUUCUUCCACCACUGCUUCAUAGAUUACAUGUUCUGGAAGUGGCAGGACAUUCACAACAAGUCCAAACAGCUAGAUAUCAUCCCCGAUCUCGACGGCGCAAAGGGUCUGACCCUCGACACCCCUUUGGAACCAUUCACCAAGGAAGAGUUUAUACUUGGGGACAACCGACCGCUGACAUCCAAUGACGUCACCAACACAGCCAAUCUCGGUUACGAUUAUCCCAGGCCGGAAUUCGAUUCCAUUCUCCCUGGUCCAGACCUAAGAGAAGGACCCAAGAUCACGGCCACUGGCAUCAACCGCGCUCGGAUCCGCGGUUCUUUCGUAGUCUCCACAUGGGCCAAGGGCAAGAACGGUGAGCCAGACAUCCUUCUGGAUACUAAGUCGGUCCUCAGUCGGUGGAAUGUUGAGAGCUGCGAGAAUUGCCAGAAUCACCUAGACGUCAAAUCGCACCGGAAGCUGUAUGGCUUUUCGGACGAAGAGGCGUUGAACACGGAUUUCUAUGCGCUGAUUCAUACGAGAGACAACCCUGAAGGUAUCGACACUAUCGGAGGCAACAAGAUCCAGACCGAGAUUGGAACAGCACAUUGA
Messenger RNA from Colletotrichum scovillei, 1488 nucleotides. RefSeq lists its product as uncharacterized. The transcript is spliced from 2 exons. NCBI's taxonomy places the organism in Eukaryota, Fungi, Ascomycota, Sordariomycetes, Glomerellales, Glomerellaceae. The record is from RefSeq and is a predicted model, not a curated record. Gene Ontology annotation, molecular function: oxidoreductase activity. The coding region runs from base 1 to 1488 and encodes 495 amino acids.